This is a messenger RNA of Bombus huntii, 12426 nucleotides long. RefSeq names its product protein Tob1-like. The record is from RefSeq and is a predicted model, not a curated record. Gene Ontology annotation, cellular component: nucleus; cytoplasm. Gene Ontology annotation, biological process: regulation of gene expression. Bases 984 to 2345 code for a protein of 453 amino acids. Lineage: Eukaryota; Metazoa; Arthropoda; Insecta; Hymenoptera; Apidae. The transcript has 5 exons. Gene Ontology annotation, molecular function: transcription corepressor activity.
CAGUCUCCUCUGGUACACCGAGCUGUGUGUUACCGUUCCUCGCUUGUUGUAUCACGUUCUCGCCGUAAUCAGCGUCGACGCGCGUCCGAUCUGACAGACCUGUAGUCGCGGCGGCACGUCGUCGUCUACACACGCGCGCACCCUGUAUACAUAUAUAUAUACACACACAAAACUUACGUAUAUGUGUAUAUAUACGUAGAGGCAGAGAAAGAGAGGGAGAGAUACACACAGGUGACCCAGCAACAUACACGCACACGCGAACGUAUACGAAGUCCGUGCACACAUCAUCCACCGGCAUACGCACCUUUGCGCGCACACGGACCACCGACCAACAGAAGAUCCUAAAGGAAGGAUAUAAGGAGGAAAAAUCCGACGCGGGUGUUCGAGCAGUGCGAAGACCAAGGCAAUCGCUUGUCGCGUUUAAUCGGACACGCGCGAUCGCGGCUCUUAAGUGAAAAAGGAUACGGGACGCACUGGAGAGAUACACGGUGUGGCCAGGUGCAAACGGUCCUUCCAGUUAGUCGUCCGUACCUCGGCCUUCAUCAUCGAGGAGUAACACGUGCAGAUCGUACAACGAUUCGAGGCGGUGACCGAGCACGGCAAAACCACGCAAGGAGAACUCAGGAGCACGGUGAGAAGAGGACUGUGGAUACGCAACGAGGAGGAUAUUCCGAGGGUAUUACGGAACUAGUGAUCUUCCACUGACGUCAUUUCGUACUUUCGUGCUUCAUUCGAGGGACGAGAAUAGUGUUCGCUGACCCAACAAAGACACUCUCGUGAAUCCGAGAGAAUCAUCGAACGAUCAACCAACACCAGAUCUAAAUCUUCAACGCCACUGUCGACGUUGCUGUCGUCCAGUGGCGCAUCAUCAAGGAGUCGCGAGGCGUCGGCGGCAAAACGGCCGAUCGUGCGGACGUGCUGAGUACUAUUCCGCGGCUGCGAGUACCAGCAACAGCCCGAAGAUUCUCCCAGCAAAGGGCAAGAUGCACAUGGAGGUGCAGGUGGCGCUCAACUUCGUGAUAUCGUACCUCUACAAUAAGCUGCCGCGACGGCGAGUCAAUAUCUUCGGCGAGGAACUGGAAAAGGCGCUGAAGGACAAGUUCAAGGGUCACUGGUACCCGGAGAAACCGUUCAAAGGAUCCGCGUUCAGAUGUCUGAAAACUGGCGACCCAGUGGAUCCGGUUUUGGAACGGGCAGCCAAGGAGAGCGGCGUGCCUAUUCAGGAUAUCUUGGAGAACCUACCAGCCGAGUUGGCCAUCUGGGUCGAUCCCGGAGAGGUGAGCUAUCGAAUUGGCGAAAUGAACGCGGUGAAGAUCCUCUACUCUGAAACCGGAGAUCCACACGACGAGAGCUCGGCCGAUCGAGAAGUUACCAAGACCUUCAAUCCCGAGGCUCAGUGCUUCAGGCCUAUCGAAGCCGUAGGCACUUCCUUGGGUGGGCUCAGUCUCAGCCCCAAGUCCACGUCGCCCUUCCCAAGCUCGCUCGGAAGCAAUGCGAGCAAUGGAUCGUCAAAUAAUCAGCAAAGUGGUCAUGGGUCCGGUUCCUCGUCGGCACCUUCGCCGACGCCUAUCACCAGCUCGUUCAAGGGCUCGCCUAGUCCCGUCCCGGCUUUCAUCCCACGAACUACCGCACCGCUCACAUUCACCACCGCCACAUUCGCGCAGACCAAGUUUGGUAGCACCAAACUGAAAACCAGCAGCAAACGGGCGAACAGGAUGUCCCCCACCGAGUUCUCGAAUUACAUCAAGCAACGUGCCAUGCAGCAACAGAUCCAUCAUCAUCAUCAUCACCAACAGCACCAACAGCAGCAGCAACAACAGCAGCAACAACAGCAACAACAGCAGCAGGCUGGUGCUGGUGGCUUGCCAGUGUCGCAGAGUUCUCCUCGGAGUCGCAGCCUGUCACCAGGAAGCUUAGUGACUGGUGCCGGUCAACAACACGCAGACCCAAGCGCGUAUUUCUUCCAGCACGGUCCAGCCGCGUAUCAUCCUCAAUUUCCUCACCGCAACAUCUUCGAUUCGUCCAGCCACGGUGGUUACCUCUCCGCUGAUCUAUACACAGGCGUGAACUUCCCGUCAUCUUACCUUGAUCCAACGACGAUCGCUGGCCACCAGUUCUACGGUGGCAGCGUGAACGGAACCAGCAACGCUGCAGGCAGCAAUGGGAACUCGCAGAGCGCCGGCAAUCUCGGCCCGGUUGGCUCAGCCGCGACGAAUAGCAACGUGAAUGGAUCUGGCCAGCAACAGGAUAAAACAGCGCUUGUCGAGGGUCUGAACAACUUUGGCCUCGGCUCUGUGGCGCCGUAUCCGGCCAGCCAAUACCAGCAUCUCCUCGUAGCUAACUAAUACCCCGCGCGAGUGAAGACCGAGCGACUGGCGCGACUCGAUUCGCGCCUGCUCCUCUGUUGCUUCGCCGGACAGGCAGGAGGACAGUCGGAGGAUCGUCUGAGAGACCGGGUCGAUUGUAACCGUUCCUGGUCAUCAUGACAACGUUCCAGUCUCUCCCUCAUGCGUCGAGACGUCGUCCAGAGUCUAGGUUCCGUAACCCUAACACACAUACACAAACCCGAUUUCGCUUGCACCAUCUGAUUGGAGGGCUUCUCGCGCACACAGCGGACGAUGCCGUCGAGAUUCCUGCUCACCCACUAAAUAGUUCCCACUCUGUCUCUCUCUGGCAAAAAGGAGCAUCCAACCGGAAGCUGCCAUGUUACCUCUACAUAGCCAAAUCCUUAACGGAUCGGUCCUCUUAAACAUCUUCGUCGUGAUACUCUGACGGUGAUGAAUUUUUCAUCGAGGAACUAUCCAAAACUCAUCGACUCCUGUUUUCUCAUUCGAUCCUAUUCCGGAUGGCCGAGAGAGGAUUCUUACGCGAUACUCUCUCGUACGAUGGACAGCCAAUAGUAUAUGUAUGAACAGCGUGUAGAUUAAGGCAGGGAGACAGGGAGCGGAAGAAAAGAGAUACCUUCGGCGGAAAGGACGCAAUCAGCACUGAGGAAGAGGCACCGGGUCGACGCGCGCGCGGGUCAAGACGACGAGACUAUUCGCUUGAUAGACGGAUAAUGAGAACGAGAGAACGUAAGCGGGAGAGUGCGAAAUAGAGAGAGAGAGAGAGAGAGAGAGAGAGAGAGAAAGGAAAGAGAGAACGUGCGAGAGAAUGAGAGUGAGAUUAUAUAGAGCGUGUAUAGAGGGAUUCGAAUUCGGUGCGCCUGUGUGCUGAUGCGUGCGUGCAAGACGUUCAUAGGAGAGGAAUGGUGGAGGAACAAAGAGGAGGAAGAACUGUUCAAAGCGAUGGGACUCGCGAACGCGAACUUUACAACCGACUAACGUAAUAGAAAACCGCGUGUAUCUAAUAUUCUGUAACUGUAAAACAACAAUACGGACACCAUGGACACCGAUUGAGAUGGCGCUGGGCGCCCGUUCGAUGAAUGGCUGCUCCCUGUGUGUCUCGUUUAAUCUACUGGGCGGGCCAUUUUGAAACAAGCUGGAAAAAUAAAAUUGUCGAGAACAGAAUGUACACGUAACUCUAUAUAGAUCACACAGAGAGACCAAUUCGUGAUUUUUGUUCGGGGUUUCAGAGAGGUAGAAAAGAAGAAAGAGAAAAAUAUAAAAUGUCGAACGAUGCGCCAAGCGCCCAUACCUGGGACAGCGAAAGAGCCAAGAGACAUACACAUAAACACAGAAACGUGCAACAGCGUGCGUAAAAUUUCACACGGGCCAGAUUCACACGCAAUGGGCACACUCAAUCCCGAAACAUUUUACCUGGCGAUCUACACACUUACACAACACAUAACGUCUACAUUCAACCACACGGAACGCCCCGCCUGGCUGGUGGCGCGCUGGCGACACUCACGAUCGCAUACACACAUAUUACACAGAGACACAGGAUACACACACGCGUGCAUCACGCGUCCGUGCAAAAGACACAGGAGGGCGGGGUGUGCGGACACUUAAUAUCGCGCACGACUUCACCAACACGUACACACAGAUAUUACCAACGUGUAAUAAUUUAUUUUUUCACUGGUAUAGUCGGAGAAUUGAUAUUGAAUAUAUCUGUAGAGCCUAUGUAUUAUAUUCAAAAUAUGCACUCACUUCGCGGGUUGUCGCGAAACGGUAUAGGGACGGCCUGUAUCCGCUCUGUCGAACCAUCGACGAACGAACACCCCCCGUCGUAGUCGUACACGCAUUUCCCGUUUAUUCCUCUUGUUCGAUACGAAGAACGAUCGAAUAGAAAAUAUACGCGAACGAGCAAAUAGAGGAAAAGAAGGAGGACAAAAGGAAGACGAAGAGGAAAGUUGUUAGAAGCGGUUUAAAAUGCGACGAAGAACGCGAAGACGGCUGCCGUGGGAUUCUUUCUCGAUCGAGACGCAGAUGGUGCUCGCGGUUCCAAUACCGUUCGGAGAACUCGUCCUCGGUACGAUUUUACAUUUUAUUUUUAUAAUAAAUGCAGUAGAGCGUAGGAGAAGAAAAAAAAGUGAAAAAAGCAAAGGAGAGAGAAGAGAGCGGAAGAGGUAGAAAAGGAAAAAGAGAUAGAGAGUGGCGGUGUGUUCGCACGAACGGGAAUAUGGCCGCGUUGCGUCGCUGCCCCGCUUAUGAAACCGUACCGCUUCCGGUCCCGAGUUUAAUCUCUCCGGGCGCGAUUUCCUUUCAACGUGACGUCCUCUUCCCCAUUCUAUGCACCUAUGACGUUCAACCGGACAUCGCUGAGAUUCUCGAAACGGAACAACAUCAUCCGAUCGCGAGCAAACUUCGCGAUACAUCAGCAAACGUCUGUAAACUUUCGUAAACUUUCUUAAUUCCACCGCUAUCGAGCUUCUGGCUCUCCUUCGAUUCAUAUGAUAUAUAUAUAUACCUUAUAUCGAUCCUACUGGCGGAGGCAAAACGAUUAUUUGAACUUCCGGUUAGUCGCCUCCGGUUUGACGAUGUUGGAAGAUCGAGGACAAAGGACGUAUCGGAAGGGAAACAAAGGCACGACGGUGAAGGGGUUGGAGCAGCGAGCAACCAGCCGGUUCGCGUUCGCGAGAUUAAUUAGGUGAUUACGUUAUUAAAGGCCACUGUUACUGUCCUCGACGGCCGUGCCACGACCGUGCUCGUGACCCCGAACACACCUCACGGCGUUCAUACGCUUGCGGGCUCUUUGCGAUGAGCGUUAUACGGGACAAGUUCAAUUUUCUAGGAUAGUCACUGUUUUCAUCGAUGUAUCAUAGAUUUCGCACCUUUUUAAAUCGCUAUAUUGUCCGUUUGACGAAUAAGUUUACCGAGAAAAGUUGAUAAAAUCUAGCGAUUGAGGAAACAUGGCUAGACUGUUUUGUACGUUUAUCUUUAAGAGAUCGAUCAUGUAUGAAAUUAUUUCAAUUCUGUUUUUGGAUAUCUAAAUGUAGAAGGCAAAUUGAUUGUUCGAUUUAAAGAAAAUUAAUGAUACUUUUAGCUCGCUGAACAGCAUAAUGAAUAAGUAGAAGUACUUACUACAAACCAACCUGAGAUAUGUAAAGACGCACAGUAUAAGGCAAAUCCAUUAUUUCAUAUUAAACAAGCAAAUAAUAUCUCGAAAUCACUGCUCUAUUUCUACAAGCCAUUUGAAAUAUCGGAAAGCGUCCAGCAUAAGACAAGUUGAUUAAUCGACCUUCUACUCUUACAAACCAUCUGAGAUAACUAAAAACGUCCAGUAGAAGAUAAGUUGAUUACUCAAUAAAAACCAUAUUUAAUGGCACUCUGAAAUAAUCAUUCCACUUGUAUAAAUGAUCUGAAAUAUUUAAAAACGGACAGUAUCAAACCAUUUGAUCGAUAAGACAUCUAAAAUCGUACAGUAUAAAACAAGUCUAGCGAAGAAGUUUCAAAAAAUGUCCAAUAGCUUAACGCAAGACCGCAAAUUACAGACCCAAAAGUCAGCGCUCGAGAUUAACCUGAUGAAUCAUAAUUUCUUCUUAUUCGAUCGCUUGUCAGAUCGGGUCAUGGUCGUUCUCGUCCGUCGAGCAGCGUAGAAAAAGCACGACAGCAACGAUGGCGGAGGUGUCGCGAGCCGCGGGCCGGGCACUAGGUGCUAAAAGUAUUACAAAGUGUUUAAUCUUGUCGUCGUGGGACAAACGUACGGAAUACGCGCGGCCAGAGAUUGUCGACUAGCUCGUGUGCUGUUUUUUUUCUCUUUCUUUUUUUUCUUAACAGCAUAAAACGAUGGAGGAUAGAUGACGUUUGCGUUGGUCGAUCAGCUCGGUCCAACCGAGUCCUCUCUUAGACUAGUUUCGAAACCUUAGCGUGACUUUGUAUCGUGUAAGUGUAUAAGUAGCAUAAUUUUUAGGCGUAACUUUCGUCGUUCUUUCGUACGAAUUUUUAUAUAGCCAGUUUUGUAUGACCGACGCCAAGCAGCAGCUUCCUGUACCGCGGUCGUUCCGUCUUGGACCGAAUAUCGUAGUGAUCGACCGGCUCUGAAAACGAAUCGAUGUCUUCGUUCACCUUCAUCCGAUGCUUUAACACUCGAGUCGCGUGUUACGUCGAGAAUCACACAAGAUUUCCCACGAGAGAAAAAGAAUUCUUCGAUAGAUAACGUGUGUCAUCGAAGAGUCGUGGUUCUCUCUCAGUAACACGUCGCUCAGAAGAUCUAGGAAAGAUGUAGAAAAAAGGAUCGAUGACAAGAUCGAAGCUAAAUUGAAGCUUCGCGUUAGGAACAAUUGGAAAUUUUGGGAUUUGAAGAAAUAUCGAACGAAAGAUGGAAACGGCGAGCGAGUCGGCAGGUUUCCGGCCACGCGAGGGGUGCUAAAAACAAGUUUUUAACCGCGGAACUAACAAGGGUAAAGAGGGGGCGAGAAAGCGCGGGGAACAGAGGCAUGAGGGGAUAAGGCGGGAGAUCAGUACCCUUUAGUAAUAUCUAAACUUAAUUGUAACUAUUAACGAUACGUACGACUGUGGUAGCUAUGCUAGUACCUGCUAUUGUUAAAGAGAGAGAGAUUGGAGAGAGCAAGAGAGAACGAGCGAGAGAAAUCGAUUGAAAGAGUGAAGAGGUGGAAGAGAAGUGAGGAAUCGCGAUUUUCGAGGUUUGGUUCGUUGCGGAAGACGCAAGUCAUCUUCGUAUUCGGAUCUAAUUGUAAGUCCGAUUACUAUGUGGAUCGUUGGUUUUCCGCGGAGAGAAACAACUUUGAUGGAACGUGAAGAUCGAUUGAUCGACGAUUUAGCCUCGAGACGCGGAGAGAUAACCGCAGAGAGCUUCUCGCGCCGAUUAUUUUUCUAAUCUUUGUAAUCGAACGAAUUGGGUUCGCCAUGAAACCCGCGAGAAUAUCCUCGAUUCGACCGAAGAAAGGAGAUCCCAGAGAGACAAAUUCGUCGCGCUUUUAGGUCGUCGAUCUUUGCGUCUCGGGGCGUCGCGAUCCUUUUUCAACGAUCAAAAGAAGGAGAGUGGAGUGGCGAGAAGGAUUUAAAAGGGUAGGAAAGGCGUUGAAGCAAGCGUUGCAAUAAGUUGCGAAUCAAAUGCGGAUCUCGGCUUGAGACGAGAGGCUCAGCUCAGCGAAGAAUCAAACACACGUACACGAUGUAUACUCUUCUAGUAAAACCAAAAAAAAAAAAAGGAAAAAGGAACGAAUCGGAAGGGAGUGAGAAAGAGAGAGAGAGAGAGAGAGAGAGAGAGAUACUGAAUCGAAUCGAAACGGCGGACGAAUGGAGAGAUGGAACGGUUAAUGUGACGCGCGAUAUUUGAAAGAAAAUGAGUAGAGAGGGAGGAGGAAGAGAAGGGCAGAGAAAAGAAUGGGAUAUUGAUAUAGAGCAUACAUUGAGAUACACAAAAGAUAAACAUAUAGUAUUAUACGAUUACAAUACGAUUGUAAUGAAACACUUUGUAAGCAAGGAAACAAAAAAAAAAUUAUGCAUAGUUUUCCAUAAUCUGUAAUGGAUGUAUUCGUUAACAAAAAAAAAAGAAAAAAAAUAAUGACGACGAGUGGUUAAGGUUAAAUACAUACACAAACACAUACACACACGCACACAGACACGUAACAUACACACGUACACACACAGGACACAGCUGAAUAACCGUUCGAAGCAACUCGGGUACACGACACACAAGAAGUAAACGAAAAAGAAUAAAAAAAAGUAAACUAUUAAUUAAUAACAUGAAGUAACGAGAGAGAGCGAGAGAGCGAGCGCGAGCGAGAGAGACGUAACAAACGGUAAAUCUGUCUCUUUAAAGUAUCAUGUGUCUAUAAACUAUAGCGAUUGAUAUUGUCUUUUUAACCGUAAAUGGAGAAACAAGUAAUCGUGGUAACGUAACUAAUGUCAUAGCGAUAACCGAACACUGCAAUAUUAGAUAUAAUAUAUAUUCAUACAUUUAUAGAGUGGAGAAGCGAUGGAAGGUUGGCUAGAGGAGACACAGAAGGAGAGAAAGAAAAUAGGAAAAUUGUGCGUGGCUCUGACACGCGUAAUUUAAAAAAAAAGGAUCACUCAAAGAAAAAAAGAGAAAAAUAGAAAAAAGUGGAACAGAAAAAAAUUCAAAGCAACUCGAAACGGUAUAUCAUCGAUUCGUUCUGGCUUUUCUUUUCUGUCGAAAGCUAAAUAUAAAAAAGAGAAAAAAGGAAAAAGUAACAAAAGGAGAAUAAUAACACACACAGCGAGAGAGAACGAUGUGAACAGCAGUGGCGCCUAGCACACGCGUGUCAGUGCGGAAGUGAGCAAACGUGGUACGAUCUCCAGGCACAGUUGAAAAGAGAAAGCCGUUUCAUGCUAAAACAGCGAGAGUAGAGCAAAACGAAAAGCUGAAUGGAAGAAAACAAUAUUAAAUAUGCGUUUUGUGUAUCGGACACACUCGAAGCUACAACAUGCAACACACACACACACACACGCGCGCGCGCACGCACAUACAUGUACACCCACGAGCAUAUACACAGAAACACAGACCCACUCUUACACACACAUGCACACAGAGUAACACAAAGAAAGACCCAAAAAAAAAAAACCUAUCGAUUAUUCUACCAAGUAAUGAAUUAACAAGAGGAUGAUCAUUAGAUUUGUAAUUAAUUACAUAUAUAUUUUUCAAUACUUUAACUACUUGCUGAAUGUAAACUAUAUACAUAUAAUUAUAUAUUAUAUAUAUUAUAUAUAUAUUAUAUAUACACACACAUACCGCGUAGAGCUGUACCUCGAUUACAGCGUGGCGAAGAGGACUGGCCCGUCGAUUACCGGUUCUGCACGGGGUCGCAACUGACCCGGUAACGAAAACAUACCUAUACCUAUCAAACACGAGAGCUAAACAAGGAAGCAAGACUCAAUCGAUGUAGAAGAAAAUAUCGUUUGGACGUUCGUGGAGAGCCGGAAAUGGACGGAUCAGCCCUCGAUUCCGGGACCGGAGGGCGGCGCGCCAUGUUGACUCUAAAGCUACGCCCUCCGGGCAGGAAGAGAUCUACGAGGAACGAGAGAAAGAAAGAAACCUUUUUGUACCCCACCCAAGUCACACUCUCGGUGUCGAAACGGUAAAGAAAAACCAAAAAAACAAGCAACUAUGUUACUCGUGUAAGUGCAUCCUAAAUGUAACUGUUACGAAAUGCCCCUUCUCCGAAGCCCCACCCCAGGCCCCAGUCUUCAUCGUUUCGUACGUAGCAAGAGAGGGAUGAAACAAGCGGCAGAGAGACCGGAGAAAAUGAAAAAAAAAAAAGAAACAAGAAGAAAGAAGAGAUAAUAGUGUGAGAAUAAUGACCGAUGAGAGCGUGAAAUGAGAGAAAGAUAGAAUACACAUGUGUAUGCGUCGUGUGCGAAUAAAAGGAUGCGAAUCGCGUGAAUUUUCGAUGAAUUUAGUCGCAAACGGUGCAUCGACGAUCGUUCGAAGCACCGCACAACCAGAGUAUGCGAAGAAACGAAAGAUCAACGCGGUGAAACGAAAUUUCCGGUGGCUGAGGACCGCGCGAGAAAAUUUCUCGGUUCUCGGUUCAGGUGCAGAUCCCUUGUUUCUCAACCCCUUGCGUAACGCGACGCGUUUUCCUUUUCAUUCUGUUCGCUGGCGGUUUACAUAUGUGCGCGCCUAUGUUCUUUCCACCGUAUCGUCGUUUUACCACUUUUUUAUGGACGUGUUACACUUGUUAUCACUCGUAUCGAAUGGAAGAACGAGAGACGAUUUAAUGAUACGUGUACGUACGAAUAUGAAUGAAAAUGUAUGCGUGUGGGAGAGAGAGAAACAGAGAGAAAGAAUAAAUGGUGCAAGUGGGUGAGCAUGAGGAUGUCUGCAAGCGAGACAAACAGCGAGACACUGUGCGCCUAUAUAUGUAUAUCUGUAUAUAGGUACCUUUUUCAACCGCUACCGCUGUUUCCUUUAUACUACUUCUUAUCCUUUUUUUAUUACUAUUAUUAUUAUUAUUAUUAUUAAUAUUGAUUAUAUAUAGAAUUAUUGUAAUCGAGAUGUAUUUUCUGUUGGCUUUAGAUUUUGUUCCUUUAUUUUUGUACGAAAACCGUUUUACCUUUACUACGUGUGCAUUAUGUAAGCUAUAAAUAUGUAUAUAUAUACAUAUAUAUACAAAUAUAUAUAUAUAUAUAUGUAUUUAUAUAUAUAUAUUUAUAUACACGAACACUUUUUUUCUUACCGUUGCAUCGAUUUAAAGAUCUAUGUAUGGUGGAUCUAUCGAUCGCGCGCACGAUGCUGAUCGUUGACAAAAGCCGUUUGUUAGAACAAUGAUAUUGUUCAACGAUUUCGCGAAACGAUCAGCGACGUCCGCAAAUAUUCUUAGUUUUUAAGGUGACUCUUUUCACGAAUCACUUUCUUCUUUUUUCUUUUUGUUCUCUUACUGUUUAUUUUAAUCUAUUUUUUUUCUUUUUGAUAGUUUGUUAUUGUUGUUUCUUUUUGUCCUUUUUUUUGUAUGAUAUAUUUGAUUAUACCAGCGUGCUUCGCUCCUCCAAAUAAUAUAUUACAUACUGCUAUAUAUAUACAUAUAUAUAUUUUUGUUAAUAAUACAGUGGUUUGAUAUAACUACGGUAAUUUAUUCUGUUGUAACAGAUUUGUUUUCUAUAUCUCUUUACGAAUCCCACAAAUGCGUUAUUAAUAUAAAAAUACAUAUAUAUAUACAUAUAUAUAUGUAGAUAUAUAUAUGUAUACAAAUAGAGGACACGUGCAUAUAUAUAAAAGUAUAAAUAUAUAUGUAUAGAGCAUUAUACAUACUUAUAUGAGAAAAUAUCGAUUAUAUAUACAUAUAUAUAUUAUAUACAUAUACAUACACUGCUACAUUAUAUUUUGUUUAACGAGGAGAUAAACCAAAAGAGCAAAAUAAAAAAACGAAAAAUCUAAGAAAAAAAAUGGGAACGAGAUAUAAGAGAGAGAGAGAGAGAGAGAGAGAGAGAGAGAGAAAGAGAAGAGAGAAUCAGAGUUUUCGGCGUGUUGCUUGUUCUGAAUUAAACAUCAGUUUGAAAAGGAUGAAAUGGAAGAGUGAGAGAGAAAGAAUUGACAGAAGCGUUUCUUGAAAUUUUUCGAGCGUUUUCCAGCCGUUCUUUCAGAAGGAAGAGAGAAAAAGUUAGUGAAUUUCGGAACAAAAUACAGGAGGAAAGAAGAGAGGGAUGAAAGUACACAUUACACAUACGAACAUACACGUACACACGCGUACACAUACGCAUAGAAGACACGAACUAUCGACAAGUAACACACCGGCUGAAAUCUAGGGACAUGAGCGAACGAAGGUAGAAAGAGAAAACCAAAAAAUAGACAAGUGUGAGACAAAAAUGAAACUCGCGUGUAAUAUACUUAUAAUAUCAUUUUGUAAAUUAUUUUUUGUAUUUUUAUAUAUAUAUAUAUACAUAUAUAUAAAUAUCGAAGCAUACGACACAAAAAGCGGAACAGUGUUUGUGCGUACGAAGAGAAAGAGAGAAAGGACGAAUGGAAGAACAGGUGGAAAGGGAAAGGGAAUAAAAUUGUGGGGAGAACAAUUCUGAGUGACUGCUUGAAAUGUUUGGAAAGUAAACGAAAUGGGAGAGUGUCAUGUAGGAAACACGGUGAAAGCGUGAGAGAGAGAGAGAGAGAGAGAGUAUGUGUAAAAGAGAGAAAGAAUACGAAAAAGCUCGUGACGCAUUGAUAAAACACUGACGAUAUUUAAAUCGAUCGUUGAUAAAAAAAAAAAGUAGGAAAAAUCGUCCUUUCGUUGAUCGAGAGGGGCGCCAGAAAAGAUGCUGUUCGUUUAAAAAAUUAAGAGAAAAAGCGUAAAAGACGCGUGCGUUGAUACAAUGCGCCUGUAUGCAGCCUGUUCGUGAACACAGACACACAGACAUACACACAAUCUCACAAAAUACAUAUUGUUUAUGUUAAUUUCGUGACACGACCAAUGUCCCGAGAAUAAUGAUAAUGGAUUUUUGUUCCCUAUUAUUUGUACCUUUGUAUUGUAUUCUGCAGCUUGUCAAAUGCUUUGUUUAUUACUACUAUUACUACUACUAUUAUCUCGUUAUUCUUAUUACUCUUAUAUAAAAAUGAUUAUUCUUAUUAAUA